UCCAGUGGUUAACAGCCGCGUUUCGAAAUUAGUUUAUUUCAAUUGAAAAAUAUCAAAUAUAUACACGUAUCUUUUCUGAAAAAAUAAGAGAUGUCUAAAACAGAGCAUUCAGAUCUCACAGCCGAAAAAGAUGCACCUCCUGUGGAAGUGACAAAGACCGAUUGUGCUGAUAAUACAGUCAUAAUUAUUGCAAUGAAAAGUACCAAUGUAAUGCGAGAAGAUCCUCUUCCUGCAGAAGUUGCAAAAGAAGUAUUAAAUGCGCAGUUUGAAAACAAAUGUUUAAUAGAAGCAAAAAUUGACACAAAUGUAUUUGGAGAAAAAGAAGUCGAUAAUCCAGAUAAAUAUAUUAAAGAGACUACUGAUAUAAUCACUCAUGUACCUGCUCAUGUAUCUGUGAAGGAUGUAACACAAAUCGAAACGCAAAGCUAUGCUGAAAGUGAAGAAACAUUACAGAAAUUUAUUAACAAAGAAAAGGCCGAUUCAUCAAAGCAGAAUGCAAGAGAUGACAUUGCAGUAUAUAUAUCCAGAUUGGAGGCAGAAGUGCGGAAAAGAACAAAAGAACGCGACAUUUACCAGAAGAAGUUCGAAGAUGCAAAGACAAAGUUGACCACUUUGCAAGCAUAUUACAGUGCCAAUCGAGGCAAUGAUGAGGAUGCCCUACAACAAUCGGAAGAGCAGUUGCGUGAACAAAUGAUACAGCCGGCACUGAUAUAUGAGGAACAUAAUCGCAUGAUAGCGAAUCAAGAGAACCAAAUCAACGCGCUGAAUAAUCAAGUGGCCUCAUUAAAGGAAGUAGUAUCGAUCACGCGGGAUCUAUUGGAAAUCCGCAACAUAGAGGUGAAACAGUUGCAAGCUGAAAUCGAUAACAUGGAAAAGAAAAUCUCUGAGGAACGCGAUUGGCAUAACACAAUGAUUAGUAAAAUGGACGCAGCUAUACGACUCAAUGCCGAUCUCAAGAAAGAGUAUGAAAUUCAAUUAUUUCUGUUUCAAAACCUUCGUGAAAAAUACAACAAGAAAAUUACUCUUUUGUCUAGAGAGAAACAAAUCCUCGAAACAAUUGCGUCUACACCUAAAUAAAGAUAAUUUUCAUAUCCUCAACAUCACCUAUACAGCACAGAAUUUGCAGUAACAAUGCAAUGUGUUGCUGCAACUUUUGUAUUGUAGAGGCAUUAACAGACAUAUAAAUUCUUUCUUGUUAUGUAAUUCUUAUGUA
Messenger RNA from Atta colombica, 1213 nucleotides. RefSeq lists its product as uncharacterized. Lineage: Eukaryota; Metazoa; Arthropoda; Insecta; Hymenoptera; Formicidae. The record is from RefSeq and is a predicted model, not a curated record. The transcript is spliced from 5 exons. Bases 91 to 1077 code for a protein of 328 amino acids.